Molecule: messenger RNA, 7099 nt
Organism: Anguilla rostrata (American eel)
Lineage: Eukaryota; Metazoa; Chordata; Actinopteri; Anguilliformes; Anguillidae
Product: collagen alpha-2(IV) chain-like
Exons: 49
Coding region: 285-5309 (1674 amino acids)
Biological process (GO): extracellular matrix organization
Cellular component (GO): collagen trimer
Molecular function (GO): extracellular matrix structural constituent conferring tensile strength
Source: RefSeq, a predicted model, not a curated record
GCAUUUCUAGAUUGCUGGGAGAGAGUUUAGAACUCAUCUUUGCUAUUUUAACAUCUUAUUUCACGCAGAGUUCUAUUAAAGUAACCUACGCUUCCACAGAGGAAUUUCGUCGGUCGCGCGGGAUACUUUCGUACCUGAGUCGAACGGCGCCUCUGGCAGCAGUAGCGCUCCGCUCCCCUGACUUCAAGACAGCGGAGGCAGCGAAAACCGCACCAAUAGUUGCGUCUCAGGUCGACAUGCAUUAGCACCGGACCACACCGGAUGAAGAGGUCCAUGAGACAGAAAUGAAAUUUGAGGUUCGAAAAGUCGGGGUGAUGCAGUUUCAACACAGGGUAGACCUGAAAAACAUGAGGUUUCUGAUACUCUCCCUGGCCGUCUGCUUUCUGCUGACGUCGGAAGUGCACGCGGGUGGUAAGAGCCACAGCGGACCGUGCGGAGGGAGAGACUGCAGCGGGGCGUGUAAAUGCUUCCCUGAGAAAGGUUCACGGGGCCAGCCCGGGCCGCUCGGGCCCCAGGGUCCCCGGGGCCCCCCGGGGCGCCCGGGUGAGGUGGGGGUUCACGGCCCCAAAGGAGAGAAGGGGGACUCGGGGCAGGGUGGCAUCACUGGACCCAAAGGCGCGGUGGGAUUGACUGGCGUUCCUGGGUUCGCUGGAGCAGACGGAAUUCCUGGCCACCCUGGACAAGCGGGCUCUCGUGGAAAACCGGGCGCCGACGGCUGCAACGGAACUCAGGGAGAGUCGGGGUUGCCAGGGCAACCAGGUGGUCUGGGCCGUCCAGGUGACCCGGGGCAGCAUGGGAGAAAGGGACAGAAGGGGGAAUCCCUGGAGGUCAGAGUGUUCAUGGAGAAAUUUCGGGGGGAUCCAGGUGACUCUGGCUUGCCGGGAUUACCUGGGCCUGUCGGUCUCCCAGGUUUGAUGGGCUUUAGAGGCUAUCCUGGGCCACAGGGCCCCCCUGGAUAUCCAGGCCCACCUGGACAAAAGGGUGCCAUGACUGUCGUAAUAAAGGGAGUCAAAGGAGAGCUGGGGGAGGCUGGUGAGCCUGGCCCCCCGGGGAACGACACCUACCCCCACACAUCCGUGACAACAGGACUUCCUGGCAGGAAAGGAGAAAAGGGUUUAAAGGGUGAAACUGGAGAUUUGGCCGAUAACAAGGGGGAGGAUGGGAUUAUGGGGUUUCCCGGGCUGCGGGGAACCUCAGGUCUGGACGGGGAACCGGGAGGGAAGGGCGAUAUCGGUGAACCAGGACCACAAGGAAGAGACGGACCCAAGGGUGAGGUAGGAGAACCAGGAGAAGUGAUAUAUUAUGGAGGCAGACAUGGAGAGGGACCACCUGGACCGGCCGGCCAGCCCGGCCGCAAGGGAGAGAGGGGUGAGCAGGGUGACAAGGGUCUUCCAGGACCCCCUGGACUUCCAGCAAUCUCCUCUGGUCAGGCAGUGGUCAACAUCAGCCCAUUUGGGCCGAAGGGGGAGAAGGGGCUGAAGGGUCUGCAGGGCGAACCGGGGCCCCCCGCUCAGCACCCUGGACGGCCUGGUUUUGAUGGGUUUCCAGGCACCCCAGGGCCGCCCGGGCCCAAAGGAUCGUUUUUACUGUAUAGGGGAAGAGGGCAGCCAGGCCCCGCUGGGCGGCCGGGACUCAAAGGCGAUGCAGGACUGUGUGAGUGCAGCAUCAGCGACUCUCCCCCUGGGGCUCCGGGUCCGGCAGGCGCACAGGGCCGCCCCGGAAUGACGGGCGAGUGGGGGCAGCAGGGCGACCAGGGCCUCCCUGGACGCAAGGGGAUACCUGGGUUACCCGGUUUUCCAGGGGUAAAGGGCGCUCCCGGUCCCAAAGGGAGAAAAGGAGACACCUGGGUGAUCACCGAGAAAGGACAAUCUGGAGACCCAGGAGACCCUGGACUAGAUGGAGGCAUGGGUGACAGAGGCCGGCCUGGGUUUUCGGGACGUCCAGGGGCCGCUGGACUGCGUGGCCCCCAGGGGGAAGGGCCGGUGGGCGCUCCAGGGGAGAAGGGGUUCCCCGGGGCACCGGGCUUGCCUGGGAAGACGGGCCUGGCGGGAGACCCGGGCCGGGUGAUGAGUGCAGAGAAGGGGCGCCGUGGUCUCGCUGGCGAUCCCGGGUUCGAUGGUUCGGUUGGCUUCCCUGGACUCCCUGGGGCUCCAGGAGGCUGUGUUCUGGAAGGUUCUGGAGAGCAGACAGAUGCUGAAGGAGAAUGUGAUCCAGUGCCAGGUCAACCAGGUGAUCCGGGAUUCCCUGGAAUUUCUGGGAUUGAUGGUUUCGCAGGUGUGCCAGGUUUUAAAGGGGAGCUAGGAUUAACCGGGGAGGGGGGAUCCAAGGGGGAGCGAGGAGAACCAGGCAGAGGAGGGGCCCCAGGACCACCCGGUUUUGUUGGGCCGCGUGGCGAUAAGGGUCAGCCUGGCAAUAAAGGGGUAGACGGGCCCCCAGGUCUCCCCGGGCAGCAGGGUAGGGAUGGGGAGGAGGGGCAGAAGGGGGCUCACGGGCUGGUCUUUGGGGCGGCCCCUGGACCCCCAGGAGAUGUGGGCCCUCCUGGACUCCAAGGCACCUGGGGCCCCAGAGGGGAGAUUGGUAACCAGGGAUACCACGGAAUGCCAGGCAUGCCUGGUAUCCUCGGACCCAAAGGUGAUCGGGGUCCUCCAGGCCUGCAGGGGGAGAUAGGGAGACCUGGACCAGAAGGAAAGUAUGGAUUCCCAGGGGUCCCAGGUCCACCUGGCCCCCCAGGGCCCCAAGGGAUCAUUGGUAGCCCAGGAUUUCCUGGAGACAGAGGAAUUCAGGGUGACCCAGGCCCACCUGGGCCUUCUGGGAUGAAAGGCACACCUGGAGAUCCAGGUGAUCUCGGUCUAAAGGGCAGAGAAGGCCUUCCAGGUGACCCAGGAGAGCCAGGUCCCGUGGGCUUUCCUGGAGUUCCUGGACUGCGAGGUUCAAAAGGCUCGCCAGGAAUGGCGGGCUUUACUGGGGUGAAAGGUGUAAAGGGUUUCUCCGGAGUUCCGGGCGUGAAGGGGGAGCCGGGUUUUCCGGGGGUCGCGGGAGUGAAAGGCGGAAUGGGAUGGCCUGGAGAAAAGGGUGACCGCGGGAUCGACGGGCCUCAGGGUGAAAAGCCGUUCGUCCCACCCAAGAUGAUCCUGGAGAUGAAGGGGGUCAAGGGCGACCUCGGAAUACCGGGACAGCCGGGAUUCACCGGCCCCUAUGGGCCCACAGGGUUACCAGGCCUGCCGGGACGAACGGGCAGUGAUGGCCUACCGGGGGACCCCAGCGAGGAUAAGGGGGCUUUGGGUGAUCCAGGGCCUGUGGGGCUUCCGGGACCUAAAGGGAUGCCGGGACCCACCGGCCCACCGGGGAUCUCAGGCUUUCCGGGGAUGGCCGGUUCGACGGGAGAGAAGGGCAGUCCUGGAGCCUACGGCCAGAGCGGAGACCCUGGACUGAAGGGAAAGAAAGGUGAGGCGGGUGCAGUGAUCGACUUACCGGGCUCCACGGGCCUUAGAGGGGAGUUUGGACCCCCUGGAUUUCCAGGAGGUAAGGGGUCCACUGGGCAGCCCGGAGACCGCGGCAGUCCUGGUUUCCAUGGCAUCGAGGGCAUGAAAGCGGAGAGUGGAGACCCUGGCUCUGACGGGCGCCCAGGCUUUGAGGGGAAAAGGGGCUCUCCAGGAGACCAGGGGCAGAAAGGCUUUCCCGGAACGCCGGGACAAACGGGAGCAGACGGAUUUCCUGGCACGCCAGGGCACAGAGGUUUUCCUGGUCUGAAGGGAAUAUUUGGACUGCAUGGCCUGAAGGGCCAGAAGGGAUUCCCUGGAACACCAGGUUUGGAUAACUGGGGGGCCCCAGGUGAGCCUGGGGGUAAAGGAGAGAGGGGAGAAACCGGAAUCUCCAGCACACAGUCCGGACUGCCAGGGUCACCAGGGCUCAAGGGCUCUGGUGGAGAUCCAGGUGACCCAGGCCAGCCAGGAGCUCCCGGAUUUCAAGGACCCCAGGGCCUGCCCGGAGAGCCUGGCCGCCUGGGUGCCAUUGGAGACCCUGGAUCAAAGGGACCGAAAGGAUAUCAAGGGUCCCCCGGGGUGAGGGGGAGUCCUGGAAUUCCCUCACCGUUUGGAGACAAGGGAGAGAAAGGCCUGUCCGGUAUAUUUGGGCAGGUGGGCCUGAAGGGACUCCUGGGGGAUCAGGGUCAACCAGGCGUACAAGGACAGCAUGGAGUGUCUGGGAAGAAAGGUGUGAAGGGGGAGCAGGGGCUGAUGGGAGUUCCUGGAAGGGCGGGUGUCCAAGGAGACAGGGGACCUGUAGGUCCAAAGGGAAACUCCGGGCCUCCAGGUUUCCCUGGAGCCCCAGGUGCUCAAGGUGAGGCCCCCAAGCCUCCCAAACAUUUGGGGGAGAGAGGACCACCAGGUCCACAGGGAAUUCGGGGGCCUGACGGUGUUUAUGGAGAAAAUGGCCCCCAGGGUCCGCCUGGUGACCCAGGAUUAUUUGGCCCCAAGGGGCAGAAGGGCAUGCCAGGAAUCGGCGGAACCCCAGGGGUGCCUGGUUACCGUGGCGAGGGCGGACAGAGGGGCCACCAGGGCCUUGAGGGCCUCGAAGGUAAUCCAGGUCGCCCAGGUACCCCCGGGAUCCCUGGCAUGGCGGGGCGCAGCGUGAGCGUGGGGUACCUGCUGGUGAAGCACAGCCAAUCAGAGCAGACGCCCAUGUGCCCUGUGGGCAUGUCCAAGCUGUGGGACGGGUACAGCCUGCUCUACCUGGAGGGCCAGGAGAAGGCACACAACCAGGACCUGGGCCUGGCUGGAUCUUGCCUCCCUCGUUUCAACACAAUGCCCUUCAUCUACUGCAACCCUGGCGACCUUUGCUACUACGCCAGCCGCAACGACAAAUCCUAUUGGCUGUCUACCACCGCCCCCAUUCCCAUGAUGCCUGUGGUGGAAGACGAGAUCCAGCCCUACAUCAGCCGCUGCUCCGUGUGUGAGGCGCCCUCUGUGGCCAUCGCGGUGCACAGCCAGGACGUCACUAUCCCACAAUGCCCUGCGGGCUGGCGGAGUCUUUGGAUUGGCUACUCCUUCCUCAUGCACACAGCGGCAGGUGAUGAAGGAGGGGGUCAGUCGCUGGUGUCGCCCGGCUCCUGCCUGGAGGACUUCCGCACCACGCCCUUCAUCGAGUGCAACGGCGCCAAGGGGACCUGCCACUACUUCGCCAACGAGCACAGCUUCUGGCUGACCUCCAUCGACCAGUCCUUCCAGAGCUCCCCGGAAAUGGAGACCCUGAAGGCUGGGCAGCUCCUGUCCCGGAUCAGCCGCUGCCAGGUGUGCAUGAAGAACCUGUGACCCCAAAGCAGAGGACAGCGCACCCCCCAAACCCCAUCUCGUCCCGCCGCGUCCAGAACGAGGACGUGGAAUGAGUGCAGAAGGCCUGAAACAGGUGCAGAAAUCAGGUGACCCAGCUCAGUAACGAGGCCCAAGAGUAUGUUUAGGUCCUGUGAGAGUUUUCUGUUCUGUAUUCAUUUUCAAAAGGUGCUUUUCCCCCUAACUUAUUACCUCAGUUGCAUUACAGACCACCUGCUCAUACAGACCCUCCCAAAAUGGCCUUUAUGCACUGUUUCUUGUGGUUUUAAAAAUCUCUUCUUAUAUUUUUUCUUCUGUAGUACAACAAGCAGAUUUAACAGUAUUUAACAAUAAAGUUUUACAAUAGUACUAACAUUUUACAGACUGUAGAUCAUACAGUAUUUGGUGUAUGGGACUUGAAACGCAAUCGUAUGCACUAUGCACACCAGUACUCUACUGUUGGGACCUCAAGACACAAAGUUGAUUUGGCCAUAGUGCUGACUGUUAGAAGGGUUAAGGGACAAACCUGUGGAGAAUGUUAUCCACAUUGGUGUGAUUCAACUCUAGAAUGAGGAUUUCCAGACCUGUGGUUGGUCGUCAUUUGUCCGACUCUGUCCAUUGGCAGUGUGGACAGUGCACAGUUGUGCGGUAGUCUGUAUACGCUACAUGCUCUACUCCUGGGCUCUGCACUCCACUCUGAGGUUCAUGCAGUGAAAUUGUUGCAAGAAGCCCUGCAACCUAACGUCUAGCUUAGGCUGUGGUCUUGACCACAGCAGUAGGUGGUCAAAAUUACCAUGUUGAGGAGAACCAAUCAGCAACCAGAAUACUUGACCAAAGCUGGGAAAAUAGACAUGGGUGGGGUAAGCUGGCAAGCACUGAGCAGUGUCAAGCAUUCUUAAAAUCAAUAAAGGUUAAUUGGAUUUCUUUUUUGUUUGGGAAAAAUUCAGCCAUGCUAUUGCAGCUCUAAUGUUAAGGUGAAAGUUAAGGAAAUACAUUCCAAAGUGUCUUUUGAACCUUAUGAAUCAUCUUUGAUUCAUGCUUUUGGAACAUAACAUCUCAACAGUUAGCAGGUACUCUAGUACAGUGACGCACAGUGCACAGAUUCAAAUUUUUACAUACAGUUCAUUUAUACCUGAAUAUUUACUGAAGUAUUUCAGGUUCAGUACAUUACUCAAGGGUACAAUGGUAGAGCACCAUUUGGGAAUCAAACCCACAACCUUUGAGUUACAAGCCCAGGUCCCUAACAAUUAUACUACGCUGCUGCCCUGCCAAACAGAUUACAUUUUCUUUUAACUCCUCAUGACUUCCCACUGUGGAAAAACUCCAAAUGAACUUUGUGUUUUGAAAUCCGUUUUCAGUAUUAACAUCCUCAGUUAUGUUAUCUCACACAACUUUUGACAUUUAUUAGAAAUAAAUGGCAAAGACGCUUCAUAAAAUUAACAGGCUUAUUGUUUCUUAGAAGCAAAAUGAUAGCAACAUGUGCCAUGAGUCUCAAUGUCCACCAUUAGUGUCAAGAAUGGGUUUCUUUAAACACUUUACAGCUAAACAGUGAAAUUACAGACAUGUAACAAAUAGGUUUUGACUUCUUGAAACUAUUUUAUCUAUAUAAAAUGCACUGAAAAGCUAUUUACUUUGUACUCCUUUCUUUACUUCAGCCCACUCAGCCUUGUUAAGUCGAGCCUUCUGGCCUUAUGUGUACAUACGCUACAAAUCAGUGUUAGACACCCGUGUUUUUGUUCUGCUCGUUGAUGUAAUUAUGCUGAAUAAAGGUCCUAUGGAUUUCUGUCAGAGAA